AUGCAGGCCGCUAAGGACGCUGUCAACUACGUUUCCGAGUCCAUCCAGGGCACCGGCGCUGAGGCUUCCAAGGAGGCCAACAAGCAAGUUGCGAAGGACGACGACGCUAAGGUCUCUACCCGUGCAAGCGCCGCCAAGGACGCUCUCUUCGACAAGAAGGAUGAGAAGGAGCACGACGCCAAGGCUGAGGUGAACAAGGGUGAGUCUUGGAGAUUUCAAUCACAAUAA
Penicillium chermesinum is the source of this 228-nucleotide messenger RNA. RefSeq lists its product as uncharacterized. The record is from RefSeq and is a predicted model, not a curated record. The transcript is spliced from 2 exons. Lineage: Eukaryota; Fungi; Ascomycota; Eurotiomycetes; Eurotiales; Aspergillaceae. The coding region runs from base 1 to 228 and encodes 75 amino acids.